GCCAUAGUGGGAACCUGUCGUCUGGUCGUGAACGCACGGUUCUCCCAAUAGAGAAUCGCCUCACCUUGCAGGAAUUGAACCUCUUCCUUUCAAUAUCAGUUUAGUUUGCUUCAGCUUCAAUUCGUUGUUGGCUACUGGUCUUCUCCAGUUCUCCGUCUUCCUCGUUUUUUUUUUCCUGGUACGAAACCCUUACGUGUAUCGACUAUGGGAGACGGUGAUUUAGACUGUCAAUCUGUUGGGGAGCAAUUUUCAUCACAAUCUCGCCGGAAAUCGAUUCAUCAAGCUCUUGGCGGUGGCGCAAUUGCUGAGGCGCUAUUGUGGAAAAGAUGGACUUCAGGGGCUUUUCUGCUUGUGUCUACGACUGCCUUUUGGUUCCUGUUCGAAUGGGCUGGAUACGGUCUGCUAUCAUUUGUCGCUAAUGUGCUAUUGCUUCUGGUUAUAAUCUUGUUCUUGUGGGCGAAGUCCGCAUGUCUCCUCAAUAGGCCUCUGCCUCCUCUUCCGGAUCUGGAAGUCUCCGAGGAUUUUGUUGGGAGGGCUGCGGGUGUUGCAAGAGUGUGGGUAAAUCGCCUACUGAAAGUUGCCCAUGAUAUCUCUCUUGGAGGAGAUGUGAAACUUUUCCUUCAGGUAAUUUUUGGUCUAUGGCUGGUUUCUUAUAUUGGAAGUCUCUUCAGCUUCCUCACUCUUGUCUAUAUUGGUGCUCUUAUAUCUCUCACUGUUCCUGCUUUGUAUGACAAGUACCAGGAUCAUGUUGAUGACAAGCUGUAUAAAGCACUCGAAGUCCUUUCAACACAUUACAGGAAAAUUGAUAACAUCUUAAGCAAGAUACCCAGACCUGUAAACAAGGAAAAGAAGAUUCAAUAGUAUGGUUCUUGUUAGCUGGGAUGCCACGUGGUUUUAUCCCCUUCUUGCCGGUACAGCAUACCUUUAACAACAUGAGUCAUCGUUCAUCAACUCAUAUUCUGUGGGAGAAAUCUUGUUUGCCUGAUACUGGUUCAUCUAGAAUCUUGAUGUAAUGAUUUAACUAGUAGUUGAUUUUUUUUUGGUUGGUUUUAAUUUCUUCCACAGAAUGAAGAAAUUGUUUUUCCCCCAAUUUUUGUGUUACGAAACUAUAUUGUUUGUGCAUAUAUUUAAUCCCUCUUAU
Telopea speciosissima is the source of this 1141-nucleotide messenger RNA. Its product is annotated as reticulon-like protein B11. The transcript has 6 exons. Lineage: Eukaryota; Viridiplantae; Streptophyta; Magnoliopsida; Proteales; Proteaceae. The record is from RefSeq and is a predicted model, not a curated record. The coding region runs from base 205 to 861 and encodes 218 amino acids.